AAACACGCGUGGGACGUCCGGUCGGCAGUCAUAUUCGCACAGCAUUAGCGGCAGCAGGCAGAAGCAGCAGCAGCAGACAUGAAGGUCACACUAGCGAUAGCAGCGGCGGCCUUGUUCGUCGUCAUGGCAACCACAGUGGACGCCGCAUCGGAGUGUACUCCAGGAGCCACGAAGCAGGAAGACUGCAACACUUGUAGGUGCACUCCAACAGGCGUCUGGGUCUGCACGCGCAAAGGGUGUGUUACGAAGAGAGAGGCAGAGGAGUCGCCCAUCGUGAAACGGCAAGCCCAGAGGUGUACACCCAACUCGACCUUCAAGAAGGACUGCAACACGUGCACGUGCAACAGCAGUGGAACGUCCGCCAUCUGCACCCAGCUGGGAUGUCUCAGCCGCGGCCGUAGACAGGUGAACUGCACCCCAGGAACGACCUUCAAGGACAAGUGUAACACCUGCCGCUGCGGUUCCAACGGUAGGACCGCCGCCUGCACCUUGAAAGCGUGUCCCCCUGGCACGUAUUAACCAGCGUUCCUUCAUGAAGGUGACAGAUUGUCCGGGAAGUUCUCUGCAGUUAAAAGGAAACAACGCCAUUUCUGUGAUGCGAACCUUCGCCUAUAAUCUCUGCGGCGUAUUAUUUUCAUCUACUUCCAAUUUGUCAUUUGUAAUUUUCUUACCAUCUUCAAGCAUGAAAAAUAAAGACAAUGAUUGUAAGCCAUCUAA
Messenger RNA from Schistocerca cancellata (South American locust), 717 nucleotides. RefSeq names its product serine protease inhibitor I/II-like. Bases 79 to 519 code for a protein of 146 amino acids. Gene Ontology annotation, molecular function: peptidase inhibitor activity. The transcript has 5 exons. Lineage: Eukaryota; Metazoa; Arthropoda; Insecta; Orthoptera; Acrididae. The record is from RefSeq and is a predicted model, not a curated record.